Molecule: messenger RNA, 2144 nt
Organism: Monopterus albus (swamp eel)
Lineage: Eukaryota; Metazoa; Chordata; Actinopteri; Synbranchiformes; Synbranchidae
Gene: szl
Product: sizzled
Exons: 5
Coding region: 70-1032 (320 amino acids)
Biological process (GO): canonical Wnt signaling pathway; non-canonical Wnt signaling pathway
Molecular function (GO): Wnt-protein binding
Source: RefSeq, a predicted model, not a curated record
GGGAGAUCAAAGCCAGGUAAUUGAUAACAGACUUGCAGACUGGGCCUGGCUGACCUUGCUGUAUAUAAAAUGAGCAGCAGCAGUUCCAAAGCCAUUCAAGGACAGUGCUCUCAACAAGCAUCCUCCACUAAAGCUCAGUUAUCUACUUGUGGUCUCUGUGGAUUUUGCGAGUGCUUCAGUAUGGCUUUAUUUUUCACUGUGGCUCUCCUGGCUAUGGCAUAUCCUUUAAUGGCAUUUGACAUGGGUCAGUCCACUCGUUGCGUCACCAUCCCCAACCAGAUGAAGGUCUGCAAAGAUGUUGGAUACUCAGAGAUGCGACUGCCCAACUUCCUGGGCCACCGUAACCUGGAACGCGAGGUGGUGCCACGUUCAGAGGACUGGAGGCCUCUGUUGCAAACAGGCUGCCACCCUCAAGCUCAGGCCUUCCUCUGCUCCCUCAUUGCUCCUGUUUGUCUUGACACUUUUAUCCAACCAUGCCGUAGUCUGUGUGUAGCAGUGAGGGAAAGCUGUGCCCCGGUGCUCGCCUGCCAGGGUCACCCAUGGCCUGAGGCUCUUGAUUGUGACCGUUUCCCUGCUGAGGAGGACAUGUGCCUUUCUCCUUAUUUAAAAUUUAGUCACUUUGCCAAAGGCUUACCCAAACCAGCUUGCCAGAACUGUCCUUCAGUGGAAGAGAGUCCUGUAGUGAAAACAGUCCUGGAUGCUUUUUGCCAGCAUGACUUUGCUGUGGUUGCCAAACUUUAUCGCCGUCGCCUACCUAUGGGAGAGCCAGAAUUUGAGUUGGAGGGUCGGGUUGAGUUUAUCCGCCAGGGACCUCUGCUGCCCUAUGACACCCAGCACCUACUGCAUCAGUGGCUCCUCAUCAACCUUCAAUGUGCCAAUGUCCUUGUGCGCCCUGGGCGGUCACAGCUUUACUUGCUGACUGGUUUUGUGCUGCCUGAUGGCACUCUUGCUCUCGCCCGUCUCUUCCCUUGGCACAAAAAAGACGCAAACAUUGCCAUAGCCACUCGCAAGUGGAAGCACCACAGAUGUUGAAUGGACUGACAUGUAAAAUUGGAGCUUUGAAUCUGUCUGAAGUGCUGAGUCACAUAAGGACUAACUCAUGUGAUUUUAUGCUUGAAACAGAUGAGGAGUUUCUUGGCAUUGGGUGUUAGUGAGAAUUUAUAACAUAGGUUGAAUGGAAAUGGAUAUAAGAGUGGAACUGGACUUGGGCAUAAACAUCGUUUCCUUCCCUCAGUAGCUCAACUCUGCUCUGACAGCACAAAGUAAUAGAAUGCACUCAAACCUGUACAUAGUAUUGAUAAAUGUAAAUUGGUUAUAUAUUCUAUUUUCUAUAAGAAUAUUGGUGUAUUUAUGACAUCUUUUUUGUGUAAUGUGGAAUAAGCAGACAAAAUAUGUGCUCUGUGAAACCGCUUGCUGGUUAUUUGUGAUGCUCAGUUUUGUUGUUCAUACUGCUUUGCCCUUUUUAGUUCUUUGGCAAACAUUCUUUUACAGCAGUUUGUUCAAAAUUUGCUGCCCUCCACAAGGUGGCACACUAAUGGAGAAUCAGAGGAACUGCUAAUGUGGUGCCAUGCCCUUUUCAUUUCAUUUAUUAAAAGGGGUACAGAGAGAGUUUACAUUUGUUUUGCAGUAUAAACAUGUUCAUGUCCGUACCCCCUUUUGCCUGAAACCUUGGUUUAAUAACUUUUUGCAUUGCAUUUACAAAUGGGUCAUUCUAUAUAAUGUAGAAAGUGGCUCUGGAUAAAAAGUCGAACUGCUUAUAAUGAGUCAUGAUUUUAUUAAUCGUAGCAUGUAGAGCUAAUGAGAAGAUAAAUCACCCGCUUUACAUUUGAAUGAACUGAGCUUGACAGUUCUAAUUAGGGUUGUUGGACAAUGGGCUUAUUCACUGCUUGUGUGGUACUAUUCAUUUUUAUGUUGUACCUCUCACAUAAUUGAUGUCUUGUAGUUUAAUAAUAUUUAAAUCACUUAAGAAUUCAGCAUGUAUUUUAAUCCCCCCGGUGGCUGCAUGUGUUUGUUUUAUGGUAUGUCUUCAUUGUGGGGACAGUUGAGUAGAAAAGAGUUUAUGUAAAGUCAUAGCAACAUUAUUCCACAUAAGAUGACAAAAAUACGCCAAUUAAAGUAUAUUGGAACUGGAAUAAGUUUUUCAG